This is a messenger RNA of Symbiodinium sp. CCMP2592, 6675 nucleotides long. The record is from the annotation of a GenBank genome assembly. Lineage: Eukaryota; Dinophyceae; Suessiales; Symbiodiniaceae.
AUGAAGCGCAAGGCUGACGAAGAGGAGGCGUUCCAGCGAGGAGCUGCACAAGAGCCAGAGACAGGAACAGAGCGCAGGAAGCCGGCUCGGCCGAAAGGAAAGAGAAGCAAAGUGGAAGGCGAAGUGGAAGUGGUCGCUCCAGAGCCCGCAGAGCCCUGGCAGGUUCAGCGUCGCGUGAGCCGCUUGCGCACCGCUGACCUGGUGGAAGGCUCUUUGAUCAUAGGCGCCGUGCGAGACAUCACCGAAGAGGACUUGACAUUGUGCCUCGCAUACAACUUGCUCGCGUACGUGCAGCGGUCAGAGGCAAGUGAUGGCUCGCCAGAGGUCUCCCGCAAGAGCCUGGCGGAGCUGUAUCGGCCGGGGAUGCUCGUGGUUGCCGUGAUUCUGGCGGUAGGCGAGAUGAGAGGGCAGAAGCUGAGGAUCGAGGCAUCCCUGCGCCCCGCGUUGGUCAAUGCAGGUUUGACUGCAGAGCACCUCCGCAGAAACAUGUGGCUUCCGGCAGCUGUCGCCGGAGACGAGGAGCAUGUGCUCAAGCUAGAUUUUGGCGUCGGCACCUUGACCGGCCUUCUCAAGAAGAAGGAACUCGCUGGGGAGAAGAUGCCACAGUUGGGAUCUAUCCUGCUAGUGGGCGUUGUAGCCGUGACUUCGUCUGGGACAGUCCGGUGCGCGCUUGCAUGCAAAGAGCCCCUAAGCGACGAUCCCAUAGAUGCGGCCCUGCUCAAAGCCGGCUCGCUCGUCACUGCCAGGGUCCGACAAAUCCAGAUCGGAGACUCCGGAGACGGUGGACUUACGGUUACAUUCUGUGGCAUGCUGUCGGCCACCAUCCACCGCCACCAUGCCAGCCAUGCCUCGGUGCAAGAUACUUGGAAGAAGAACCAGCGCCUCGUUGCGCGAAUUCUCUCCGUGAUUCCCGGCGAGACGCCAACCGUUCAUUUGACUCUGCUUCCACAUCUGCUUGACUGGGAGCCUGAGACAUUGACGAAACACGCAGCUAUCGGCGAGUUUUUCACGGGGGAAGUGCAGGAUUUCCAGCCCAAGUAUGGCCUUCGGGUGUCCUGUGAAGGAAAGACGGGUGAGCUUUUUGGAUUUUGCUCUGCAGCCCGGCUUGGAGAUGCGACGGAGGAUGUGAAAGCGAGUUCUGUGGCAGUAGGUCACAAGAGCACUUACCGAGUACUUUCCUACAACUUCUUGGAUGGAGUGGUUACCUUGACGCGGAGACCUUCAGAUCUUGCUGAAGAUGUAAUCGUAUCAGUGUCGGAACUUGCGCCCGGCCAGCUUCUCUCCGGAAUCGUCACUCGAGUGGCAGAUCACGGUAUACAUGUCAAAAUCAGUGACUACGUGUCCGGGCACGUUCACCUUAGACAGCUUACCGACGUGCCUUUGGCCGCCGUUCCAAAGCGCUUACAAGUUGGAUCCAAAGUCAAGUGUCGGGUCCUCCACGUGCAUGCGGCCCGUCGGCAGCUUACGCUGACUGCCAAGAAGUCUCUGGUGAAAAGUGACUUUCAGCUCACGCAGAAUUCCAUGGCAAGACCUCACAUGCUGUUGAUUGGCUACAUCAGCAGCAUCCAUGACUAUGGUGCCAUCGUCAGUUUCUACGGCGGCGCCUUCGGCUUGAUCCCGACCAAAGACAUGGAGUCUGAACAAGCUCCUGCGUUGGGGAUGGCCGUUCAAUGUCGCGUUGCCUUUGUGGACGUGAAGCGUGACAGGGUGGGCCUUUCGCUGAAUCUGGAAGACGGUGUAGCAGCAUCAGAGCUUGUCCAGGAUGGGCUGACGUUUGGCGAAUUCUUGAAGCGCCAAGCUGCCGAGAAGCGGAGCAAGCGAGCCACUGUCAGUGAUGGGACAGCAUUCAAGGAUGGGAAGCCACGUAAAGAGCGAAAGGAAACCAAGCUGCCGCAAAUCAAGGAUCCUGAAAAGGAGCUCCAAGCUGGGUCUCCACUCAAGAUGAGGAUCCGCGCAACUCACGGGCUGCAGGUAUUUUGCACGGCACCGGUAGGUUUACGUGGCCACGUGCAUGCAACUCAGCUGGUAGAUCUGGAUGAUGUGGGGAGUGGAGGAACCCUUCCGCUGCAGGAUAUACCUGAGAAGGGCAUCUUGAGGACAAAACUCUUGAGAAUUCACAAACGCUCAAGGUCAUCAAGAGAAAAGGGCAAGUCUCGGAAAGGUCUAUAUCACUUGGAACUGACAUGCCGGCCAUCGCUGAUGGCACCCAAAGAUGCGACAGACUACGAAGCCGCCAUUGUACGGCGUCAGUCGCUCAUUCCCGGUUCACUUGUCGCAGCUGCCAUCUUGACCGUCCAGAAGAAUGCCUUAGUGGUAGAGGUCGCGGACGGCUUGAAGGGGCGUAUCGCCUUGCUCGACGCUUCAGCAGAUCCGUCAGUUUUGCGAUAUCCAGCCCAGCAUUUCACCCCUGGCCAAGUGUUCCAAAGCCGGGUGCUUCAGACAAACAGCUCCCACAAAACGCUCGAUUUGUCCUUGCUCCAGCUAAAGCAGUCUCCUGUUCUUGGCCGCCUCCAGAAGAUUCAUGACCCCAUUACCACAGGUGUUGCGGCAGAUUUAGAGCUCCCGAACAGAUGCUGGGGCACCGUGCACAUCACAGAAGUCUUCGAUGUUUGGACCCAGCAUCCGGCGAAGAGGCUCAGCUUGGGCUCCUUUUACGAGGUUGCAAUUCUGAGCAGCGACUUCGCACCGGGUCAACGACUGGACGUGAGCUUGCGCCCAUCUCUCGUCCAGGGCCACAAAGAGGCAGCGGAGGAAAAACGGCCUACUUCGGUUUCAGAGCUUGCCGUGGGCCGGAAGGUUUCAGGAUAUGUGGUGAGCUCUGGGCCGCGCGGUGUCUUUGUGGCUUUGAGCCGACUCCUGACUGGUCGAAUCAAGCUGAGGGCGCUCAGCGAUGUGCCUGUCAUGAAGGAGGCCAUCUCCAAGAUGUAUCCUGCAGGGAUGCUCCUGCGCGACAUGGCGGUAGCAGAGAUCGACCAAAACAACGAGAAGGUGGAGCUGUCUUUGCUUUCUACAGAAAAUGGGUUGACUGUGGGACAGCUUACGGCAGGAGACAUUGUGUCAGGCCGCGUGAAGGCUGUCGAGACGUACGGUCUCUUCAUCCGCCUCGACAACUCGAGCAUAGACGCCUUCGUGCACAAGUCUGAGAUAUCAGACUCCGCAUCCAUCGGGGUGGAGUCUUAUCCUGUCGGGACCAAGAUCUCCCAAGCAAAGAUUCUAAAGAUAGAUGGACGAAGAGUCGGCUUGACCUUGAAAGCCUCCAGCUUUACGGCUCAAGAGCUGGAGGGAGACGACUCAGUUGACGAGUUCGAGGAACUUCUCGCUUCUGCCUCAGCCGCAUCUCCAAAACAGCUUCGCAAGAGCAAGAGCAGCAAGAGGAAAGAGCUCGUCGUCAACGAGGACGAGGAGGACGAGGAGGAACCGAAGCCGAGGCAAAAGAAGCAGAGAGUUGCCAAGGCCAAGACGGAGAAGCAGGCGGAGGCGGAGGAACCCGACCUGGAGCCUUGGAAAGCGAAGGGCACGUCAACAGUGACCUCCAAUCCCGCAGCCUUCGAUUUCGCGGAGUUCAAGGUCGACUCUGGCACUUCGUCCGAUGCUGCCGAUCCGGAUCCGGACGAGGAGAACCAAACUGGCAAGCUGUCCAAGAGGCAAAAGAAAGCCAAGAAGAAGCAGGAGGAAAAAGAGCUGCGGCAGCAGGAGGAUGAGACUGCCGUUGGCAGGGAUCCAGAAAGCGUGGAGGACUUCGAGCGCAUGCUUCUAACCAAAGGAGAUACUUCGAUCCUCUGGAUUCGUUACAUGGCUUUCCACUUGAAGACCAGCGAUUUGGAGAAAGCCCGGCAAGUGGCAGAGCGGGCCGUAAAGCAUGUGGGCUUCGCCGAUGGCAAGGAACGGUUGAACGUAUGGGUCGCUUUCUUGAACCUGGAGUGUACCUUCGGCACCGACGCCUCCGCAGACCAAGUCUUCCGCCGGGCUGCAAGCCACAACGAAGCCAAGCAGGUUUACUUGCAGCUGGCAAGGAUCCACGAGCGCAACAAGAAGCCACAGCUGGCGCUGAAAGCAUAUGAAGCCUGCUCACGCAAGUUCGCCCAUUCCAAGAAGGUUUGGAUUGCUUUCCUUACUUUCCUCUAUCAGCAGGGGGACUCGGAGGGAGCCCGCAAGGUGCUACCGAAGAGCUUAGCUGCAUUGGAGAAGCGGAAGCACCCUCUCGUAGUCUCCAAAGCUGCUUUGCUUGAGUACCAGACCGGCUCGCCAGACCGCGGCCGCAGCAUCUUCGAAGGUCUUAUGGACACUUAUCCAAAGCGCACAGACUUGUGGUCCGUGUACCUGGAUGCCCACAUCAAAGCUUUCACUCCUCCCAAAGCUCCCGAUGCUGAUCGUGAUGAGAUUCGUGCAUUGUUUCGCCGCUGUUGUUCCAUGUCGCUCAAAGCUACGAAGAUGCGAUUCUUCUUCAAGCGAUGGCUGGACUUCGAAUCUCGAUGGGGCGAUGUUGAGAGUCCUCUUGCCUUGAGCGCGGUUCUCUUGAAGCUGGGCUUCAAGACGCAAGGAGCGGUGGCAUUGAAAAUGGUGGCGGGCUGGCUGGGACUCGAUGGGCCGUUGUCGAAGUUGAGUGCAUAUGAGGUUGGUGUGAGUUUCCUGCUCCUCCGGUUCGCAGAGGACCAAGGAGAGCCGGUCGUCCUAGAAGUCCUCAUAGACGAAGUGAAACAGGCGCCGGACAACCUCAAAACACUCUCAGAUUUGCAGCGGGAACUCUGCGCAAGCAAGGACAGAAUGGAAGUGUGGCAGGUGCUCAUAGCGGGGUUGCACACAUUGACUUCUCCAGAUGCCUUGUUUGAGUUGUUUCGCAACCUGGAGUCCAUGAUAUGCCGAGAGCUCGUGUCUGCUUCCGUGAUGCACUCGAGUGGAGCUUUCGGCCAGUUGGCGAGGCGCUUCGUCUUGGGUUUCAAACAGUCAAGCUUCGAAGACGUUAUCAAGUUGUACGAUGCUGUAGAAAGUUUUCGAGGCGGCAGUGAAGAGAUCUCCGCUAGCCUCAAGCUGCCGUUCAAGGCCGACUGUCGUGAGACAGCCUCAGCUGCAACCACUGCAACCACCACCGCGCAGCAGACAAUUUCAGAGUACAUGAGCAGCGUUCGAAGCAAGUUUGCAGACUCGGCUGCCUUCUUGUUGCGAUGCUUCCACGACCAGCGAUCUUCAGAAGAGAGCCAAAUUCAGCAUGCCGUCUUGGGCUUGGCCAACCUGAGCCUCGAGAUGCGAAACGUGGAGGAUGCUCUGCAAGCCUUGGAGGACAGCAUCCGGGCGGCACAGGAGAGCUCUGACUCAAACUGUCUCUGUGCAGGGAUGUAUUUGCUGAGCCAUGCCUCUGUCCUUUCCAAGAAGCCCAGCAUGGCAGCAGCGCUCCUUCGCCGAUGCCUGCACCGAUCAGAAGCUUUGGGACUCCCUCUGCUUGAGAGCCUGAGUUCAUUGGCGUUGGCACGGCUCCUGGCACUGCAGCCGAGCCUCGCCAGACCAGUUACAGAGGCCCCAAGUCAGGGUGAAAGCAUGGGCCCCGCUCUGCUUAAUGGGGCUCCUUUGGGGUCUUUGCCGUCGCGGGCUUGGGCCUUUGUAGGAAAGUCUGGUGCACGGGGUAGUGGCUUUGGGGUGUUGGCUGCUCUUUCCACACCGGGGCGUGAAGUUCUGGCGCACGUCAGCUUGGCAUCCGUCCUCUCAACUCAAGCAGGGACCUUGGAGCUGUUGCGUCCGAAAGUCCUCCUGUGCCAGGCAGGUGUUUCGAAAAGAUUCGGCCUUAGCUCUUCAGCAUCAUCUUGCCAAAUGGUGCUUGACAUCUACAAAGACCGGCUUGGUGCUGAUGAUCAUGCAUUGGCUUUCUGUCAGUUGGCGGACACAGAAGAGACGGAUGCGAUGCAGACCCUGCAGGCGCUGUCUAAGCGGCUUUCGGGUUCGAAUCGCCAGCUCUGGGUACAUGCGAUUGGCCCAAAGAUCGGCCAGCGCCUUCUGCAAAUGGGACUCACGGAAGCCUUUCCGGCGCUGCUCUUCCAGACCGCUGGUGUGGACUCGGAGGCCAAGCUCCGCUUUCAGAAGUUCAGCAAUCAGUGCCGGCUACACUCUGGCAAUCUUCUGGCAGCCAAUCAGUCUGCACGGGAGCCUUGGGAGGGGUUUGAAGGAAAGGCCUCUUCCUUGGAGCUUUGUGAGAGCCUCCUAACUUUAGGCCAACUUAGCGAAGAGACCAAUCCCGUGCAAGCCGUGGCAUCCUGUGUCCGGUGCAUGUCGCUGGCGGAUGCACGGCUCCGCCUCUUCCACGGCGAAGCAUUGCUCCGACUGGCAAAGCUGAAGCUCGAGCUGGGGGACGUCCUGGGUGCCUUGCAACUCACGGAAGAAAGCACCAGCCACGUUGUCGAAGAUGCGAGAGCCAGGGUCGCCGAGUUGGAGGCCGAGUGUUUGCUGGAACUCAGCUCCAGGCUUGGAGACUCGUCGCAACGGUCCUCGGUCUUCCAAGCUGUUCUGGAGCGCCUCUCCUUAGCCUGUGUAUCUGAGUGCCAGAGUCGGCAGAGGAGGUGCCACUACUUAAUGGCCAGGACCUGCCAUGAACUUGGGAGACAUGCGCAACGAGACCGACAUGCCCGCGAGCUUCGCAGACUCACGGAAUCUCAGAACAUGAUAUCCCCGCUUUAUCCUGCGGUUUGA